AUGGAGGUUUCGGGUCCUUCGGAAAGAAACAAAUUCAUAAUUCCUGGAGAAGAUGAUAAUCAAGACGAAAAACAAAACAUAAUGCGUUUAUCAGUUGAUCCAGAUUAUGGUAAGAAUUCCUAGAUAUUUACAAAAAUAAAUACAUAAUUUAAAUUAUAGAAGAAGAAAAUGAAGAGAAUCGGCCAGCUCCAAUUAACAAAAUAAAUGAGCCGCAGGAGAGAAGUGUGAAAAUGUCAAUUGGAAAUUGGGAUGAUGAUGAAGAAGAUGAAGAUGAGGUUGAAGAAGCCGAAGUUGGACCGAGUAGAAUUGCUCAAGAAAUGUGGAGAUUUCGAGAGAAGGAGAAUUUUGAUUUUGAGGAAAACGAAGAUAUCAAAGCGUUUUUCAAGAAUAAAGUUUCUGAAGCAAUGUUUCCCGGAGUUAAUGUAAGUCAAUUAGGCGUCCCGAAUGUAACUUACGUUUUUGGUUUCAACAUUUUAAUUUUUAAAAAUGAACUGCUUUUGAUUUUUUAUGACGUGAACUAAAAAGAUUGCAUACGUGUAAAUUAACAUUUCAUUUUGCAUUUUAAAUCGUUAUUAAUAUGUAGGACAAGAAUUCUACAAGUUUACCAGCCUAAACUAAAGAAUUAUCAUUUUCAGACGAUUGAAGACAAUUUCGGAUUGAUAAAAUCGAAAAAAGGGCCAAAAAUAAUCGAAGGAUAUUUAUGGGGAGCUGUAAUUGGAGUUGGAUCGUAUGGAAAAGUCAAAGAAGUAUUAGAUACUUUCACAUUAACAAGAAGAGCUGCCAAAAUAAUGAAACACGAUAAAAUCAAGAAAAAUACCAAAUGGUUGGGCGAAUAUUCGAAGUGAAAUCAAAAUUUUGCAAAAUAUCAGACAUCCAAAUGUUAUUAAACUUCAGGAGGUUUGAUUUUGAAAUUUAAUUUUGUUUUUGAAAAAUGAAAGUAUUUUUUAUAGGUUUUCGAAAUUCCGGAGAAAAAGAAGAUUUAUAUGAUAUUUGAAUAUUGUAUUGGUAGUGUUCAGCAAUUAUUAGAUAUCGAACCGGCAAAAAGAUUAACACAAGGAGAAUGUCAUAAAAUAUUUUGUGAAAUGAUUCAUGGGUAAGUUAUUAAAAAUACUCGAAGUAUUUCAAAAAUCAACAACAAAAACCCCCAUUUUCAGACUUGAUUAUUUGCAUUCUCGCCGUAUUUCUCACAAAGAUAUCAAACCUGGUAAUCUUCUAAUCUCGAUUGAUUUUACUAUCAAAAUUUGUGAUUUCGGAGUUGCUGAAGAAAUUUCAAUGUAUCAAGAGAAUGGGAAUUGCACUAAAGUUAAUGGUACACCCAAAUUUCAACCACCCGAAUGUGUUGCUGGAAAUCAUCAAUAUUUUGAGUUAGUUUACUUUUUUCGACAAAUAUUUUUAAAUUUUUCUGUAUUUCAGUGGAUAUAAAGCUGAUAUUUGGGGUGCUGGAGUGACAUUAUACAAUUUGAUAUCUGGAAAAUAUCCAUUUGAUUGUCCAAGACUUAUUCAAUUGUAUGAUUCGAUUGCAAAAGAUGAACUUGUUAUGCCAACUAAUGUUCCCAUUUCAAACUGUUUACAAGAGUAUGUUUUUCAUUUUUGGAAAUUGUUUUUAGUUCAAAACUUUUAGCCUCAUUCAAAAAUUGUUGGAGAAAGAUUUCGAAAAACGAAUCACAACAAAUGAUGCUAUGCUUCAUUCUUGGUUUUUGACAAGUUUUCCGGAGGUUAGUUGAUUUCUUUAGUUUUUGGGGGAUCUGCGGAAGAACGAGGGCAGAACAUCAGGGUUAUUUUUUCAAAAUAAUUAUCGAAUUCUCACCGUGAAAUAUCUGAUCCCUCAUAGUAGAUACAAUAAAUAGAUAUGUUUAAAAAAAUUAUAAAAAAAAAAAAAAUAAUAAUAUGACGUCAUGCCGCCCCCUCUUUUUUGGUCUGCUCUGAAAUUAUUCUGAAAAGUUCUAACAAAAUGUGUAAAUUUGUUCAUUGAAUCGCUCAACCGAAAUCGAAUUAUGCUAUCCGCAUUUCGUAUGAUACAAAAUCAUAUUUAAAAAUUUUGAACGCUAUUUUUAUUUACGCGAACACAUUUAAUUUUUAUUUGUUUUCCUUUCAAUAAUUUUAUUUAUAAUAUUUAGGAUGAGGGACUUGGUCGAAUAAUGGAAAGAAUGAGAACUGGAGAUCGGCCAUUAACAAUGCGUCCAUCAAUGGAAAUAUUAUUUGAAAAAGAUGUUGGCGAAUUUCAAAAUAAUGCAAGUGGAAAUUCGGAAAUGGCACCACUCACUUAUGGUGGAGAAUUAGAUUCGGAUGCGUUUAGAGGUUUCAAAUAUUUGAAAAUUGAUCCACAACCAACAGACGACGAAAAAAAUGAGGACAAAAAAUCAGUUGAUAAUUCAAAAAGAAAAAAGGCGAAAAAAUCGAUAUUUUCUUGUAUUUUCAGACCACGAUCUGGCUCUUAA
Molecule: messenger RNA, 2438 nt
Organism: Caenorhabditis angaria
Lineage: Eukaryota; Metazoa; Nematoda; Chromadorea; Rhabditida; Rhabditidae
Source: the annotation of a GenBank genome assembly